UCAAUUUUGUUCACCGGCGUACGUGUUCAUGUAAAAAAAUGCAAUUUAACCUGGACCAUUUAGAUGUCCUCGUAGUAUCUUGUUUGGGCAUAGCUCUACGUGGUAUCGUUUCACUGAGUUCAUAUUCAGGCCUCUCAACCCCACCUAUGUUUGGCGAUUAUGAGGCACAAAGGCAUUGGCAAGAAAUCACCUACAAUCUACCGACUAAAGAAUGGUAUACAAAUACAACAAGUAAUGACCUCAUGUACUGGGGCCUGGACUAUCCACCAUUGACGGCAUAUCAUAGUUACUUGUUAGGACGAAUUGCCUAUAGUAUUAAUAGCAGUUAUGUGGAAUUACACAAAUCUCGUGGAUAUGAAUCAGAGGAGCAUAAAAGUUUCAUGCGUCUCUCUGUGCUGGUGGCAGACUUACUCGUAUACAUUCCUGCUUGCAUAAUGUUGGCCAAGAACUUGCCAAACAAAAAACUUUUCUUGGCAGUGUUAACACUACUCAUCUGUUACCCUGGACUGAUACUGAUAGAUAAUGGCCACUUCCAAUAUAAUAAUAUAUCUUUGGGUUUUAUGAUGAUGGCCAUAGCAGCAAUUCUACAAGAUUCUUACGUUUGGUCUGCUUUAUUAUUUUCUCUGGCUUUGAAUUAUAAACAAAUGGAACUAUAUCAUGCUUUACCUUUCUUCGUCAUAUUGUUGAGAGUGUCCUUAUCUGAAAGAAACUAUGUUCGCAAAGUAACGAAGCUAUUACAAAUUGGCCUGGUAACAAUAGCCACAUUUGGUAUUCUUUGGUUACCUUGGAUAUUCUCCAAACAGUCCUUCAUGGCAACAUUAAAUAGAUUGUUCCCAUUCAAUCGAGGUGUAUUUGAGGACAAAGUAGCAAAUGUUUGGUGUUCUCUCAAUGUUGUAUAUAAAUUUAAAGAAAACUUCACAAACUCCCAAAUGGCUUUGCUAUGUUUGUCUGCUACCCUCUGUGUUGUAUUGCCACUCAAUAUACACGCAUUUCUUAAAGGCCAGAAGAAAACGUUUAUGCUCGCGUUGUUUAAUACAGCCUUGGCAUUUUUCCUAUUUUCUUUUCAAGUUCAUGAAAAAUCCAUACUGUUGGCAGCUAUUCCAGCUAUAAACCUUUUUCAAUAUAUGCCUUUCAACACCGUUGCCUUUUUAAAAAUUUCAUUCCUUAGCAUGCUUCCUCUAUUCAUGAAGGACUGCCUAUGUGUUCCCUACUUUUGCUUAAUGUUUGGGUUCUCUUGUAGCCUAAGAUAUUUCAUCCAGGUGGUCUAUAGUGAGAAUUUAAAAAUACAAAAGUUAUUACGUUUAUUAAUGCUAGGAAUGGAUGCUACAAUUUUCUUGAUAUCUUUGGUAUCCAUUUUCGUCCCUAGUCCCGCCAGAUUUCCCCAUCUCUGGCCACUUUUUAUUUCGGUUUUCUGUUGUGGAUGUUUUCUGAUACUACUGUUUAUAUCUAUUGCACAUCAAUUGAAUAUUGAGAAAUAUUUAUACAGAAUAUUUUAUAAGUUUGUACCUGAUGUAAUAAUGAAAUAAAACAAAUCCAAAUGUAGAAAAUUUUCUGUAUUGUCCUUAUGCUCAUUGAAAUAAAAAGAAAUUAUGGUUAGAUAUAA
Stomoxys calcitrans (stable fly) is the source of this 1603-nucleotide messenger RNA. It is a transcript of the gene gny, whose product is annotated as probable dolichyl pyrophosphate Man9GlcNAc2 alpha-1,3-glucosyltransferase. Gene Ontology annotation, biological process: protein N-linked glycosylation. Gene Ontology annotation, molecular function: dolichyl pyrophosphate Man9GlcNAc2 alpha-1,3-glucosyltransferase activity. Gene Ontology annotation, cellular component: endoplasmic reticulum membrane. Lineage: Eukaryota; Metazoa; Arthropoda; Insecta; Diptera; Muscidae. The transcript has a single exon. The coding region runs from base 39 to 1526 and encodes 495 amino acids. The record is from RefSeq and is a predicted model, not a curated record.